Molecule: messenger RNA, 1145 nt
Organism: Ylistrum balloti
Lineage: Eukaryota; Metazoa; Mollusca; Bivalvia; Pectinida; Pectinidae
Product: inhibitor of growth protein 1-like
Exons: 4
Coding region: 26-862 (278 amino acids)
Biological process (GO): positive regulation of DNA-templated transcription
Cellular component (GO): nucleus
Source: RefSeq, a predicted model, not a curated record
CGAUUUGAACACCCAAAACGGGAAGAUGUCGAUGUUGAAUCAAGCUGCGGUGGAGGCCCUCUGCUCUGCUACCUACCUGGAAAACUAUUUGGACACGAUGGAAAAUUUGCCAGACGAUUUACAGAAAAUCGUUACCCAGCUUCGGGAACUAGAUAUUCAGUGUCGAGAUAUUCUCCAGGACAUUGACAACCACCAGGAAGUUUACUGUAAAGAAUCAGAGGGACCGACCAAGAAAAAGGCUCUUCUGGCUAUACAAAGGGCACUAAUUAAAUGUCAGGAGAUUGGGGAUGAAAAGCUCCAUCUGAUGGCUAUGAUAAUAGAGCAUAUUGACAACAGGGGGAGACAACUGGAGCAAGACAGAGAAAAUCUGGAUCCUAUGUUUGGGAAGGAAACAGAAAAAGAAGAAAAGUUAACGACAGCAGCAACAACAACCACAUCAGCAUCUAAUUCAACAUCCGCAUCAUCUAAACCUGUCAUUCAACACUCCGAACCAAAACCUGAAAAAGUAGCUGUUAAACGACAGCGACGACAGAAAACAAGUGACACUAUCAUUAAGGAGGAGGAGAAGAAGCAAGAAGAAAAGGAGAAAGUGCCUAAGAAAAAGAAGAAACGUAAGACAAAGAAAGAGAAGGAUCAAGCCCCAACAUCGCCCAUAGAGCCUCCAAUUGAUCCAGAUGAGCCAACAUAUUGUCUGUGUGAUCAGGUGUCUUAUGGCGAGAUGAUCGGGUGUGACAAUGAUGCAUGUGUCAUCGAGUGGUUCCAUUUUAACUGUGUCAAUCUUGUCAACAAACCCAAGGGCAAGUGGUACUGUCCAAACUGUCGUGGGGAUACCAGCAAGGUCAUGAGGAAGUUCGACAAAUGAUCUGCUGUAUCAAUGUAUGGGAGAGUGGUUAGGAGAGAAAGGGUGUGGCUUAUCUUAUUCUCAGACCUUGUGUCUUUUUCUGAAUUUAUGCAAGUAAGGUUUGCCCACCCUCAACUGAAAGGAAACAAGGUGUGUGAAAAUGCUUCACACAACUGAUCAACACUUAAGUUCUCAGCAUCUUUACCAAGCAGUGACAUUAAUUUGUGUUCAAAGGUGUCAGCUAGUUGCCAUGAUAGUGCUGUAAGUCUGAUCUGGCAAGGGAUUGUCAAGCUUUGUGAUUCAC